Messenger RNA from Metarhizium acridum CQMa 102, 657 nucleotides. Its product is annotated as mitochondrial import inner membrane translocase subunit tim21. The record is from RefSeq and is a predicted model, not a curated record. NCBI's taxonomy places the organism in Eukaryota, Fungi, Ascomycota, Sordariomycetes, Hypocreales, Clavicipitaceae. Gene Ontology annotation, cellular component: TIM23 mitochondrial import inner membrane translocase complex. Gene Ontology annotation, biological process: protein import into mitochondrial matrix.
AUGAGUCUCUUUGCCCCGAUAUCUAUGCGCUGCGUGUUUCGAAAUCGAUCGUAUGCAACUCAGAGCGGCCACGGAGGGAGUGAAUACGUGAGCCCCAAACGCCGCAGCGUUACUCCAUUCAACGACGACGGCUAUGUACCUUGGAGCGAGCUCUCUGCAGGAGAAAAGACUGCCCGUGCGACACAGCAGACAUUUAACUUUGGCUUCGUGCUAGUCGGUCUGGCGCUUACCGGCGCAGUUGGCUAUUUUCUGUGGACGGACGUCUUUGCACCGGACAGUAAAAUCAGCCAAUUCAACCGGGCCGUCGACAAGAUCAAGAAGGAUGCACGAUGCAUUGAAGUGCUCGGGGAUGCCAAGAAAAUCAUUGCACACGGGGAAGAGACUGCGAACAAGUGGAGAAGAGCGAGACCAGUCGCGUCCUCGGAGCGUGUCGACCAACAAGGAGACGAGCAUCUAUUGAUGCACUUUCAUGUCGACGGCCCAAAUCAAAACGGCGUAGCGCAGCUACACAUGGUGAGGCGACGAGGCGAAUCCGAUUAUGAAUACAAAUAUCUGUUCCUUGAUGUCAAAGGCCACGAACGAAUUUACCUCGAAAAUGCCGACUCUACGUCGAGCGUAGCAAAGAAACAGCUCAGCUUCUUUGGAGUCAAGUGGUGA